Molecule: messenger RNA, 5006 nt
Organism: Python bivittatus (Burmese python)
Lineage: Eukaryota; Metazoa; Chordata; Lepidosauria; Squamata; Pythonidae
Product: alpha-2-macroglobulin-like
Cellular component (GO): extracellular region
Molecular function (GO): endopeptidase inhibitor activity
Source: RefSeq, a predicted model, not a curated record
CUUGCACACUGUUUGCAGAGAGGUGGUAUAAGCAGUCAGCGACCGGUAGCAGAUGAGGGGACAGCCCAGCGUCUUCAGCUUGACUUUGCAGCCAGCCGCUCUCUUCAGUAUUAUGGGGAAAAGUUGGCAACCAAGAGAAGACAUCUUUCUCCUCCUUCUACUGUGUCUCCUUCCUGGGAACAUAGCAGCUGUUCCUACCCCCAAACCGCAAUAUGUAGUGUUGGUGCCCGAAACAAUCCAGAUGGGGACCUCUGAGACGUUCUGUGUCCAGAUGAGCCAUCUGACGGAAGCAAUGACCUUGGCUGUCUCUCUGGAAUACGGGACCCGAAACUGGAAUCUGAAGCAAGAAAUGGUGACUGAGAAAGAUGUCUUUCAAUGUGCUCCUUUCCAGAUUCCCAGGGGGAACAACAUUUUAUCCCCACCGGAAGCCAUUCUCACUGUGAUAGCAAGAGGGUUGACCCAGGCUUUCUGGAGCCGGAAAAAUGUGCAGGUUAAGAAACCAGAGAAUCUGCUCUUUGUCCAAACCGACAAACUAAUCUACAGAGCAGAACAGCAAGUUCAGUUUCGCAUCGUCUGUAUGGAUGAAGGUUUCAAUCCUGUGAAGGAGAAGAUUCCAGUUGUUUACAUCCAGGACUCCAAAAACAACCGGGUGUUCCAAUGGAGAGAUGUGGAGAUUCCAAUGGGCAUAACCCAGCUUUCCUAUCCUCUGUCUUCCGAUCCCCCCUUGGGCACCUACCAAGUGGUGGUAGAGAAAGACUCCAAGAAGGUCGCUGAAUACAGCUUCGAUGUGGACGAAUAUGUUUUGCCUAAAUUUGAGGUUUUGGUAAAGGCCCCCAAGCUCAUCUCAGUUCUAGCUAAGAAAAUAGAAGUCAGCGUGUGUGGCAGGUACACCUAUGAGAAACCUGUGCCCGGCCUGGUGAAGAUGAGUCUUUGCCGGCAUCACUACCAACUUGAUUUCCAGUGUUACAGUAAUACAACUCUGUGUAAAGAAUUUGACGGUGAGGCAGAUGGGAACGGCUGCUUCUCCAAGGUGGUGGACAUGGAGGAGUUCCACCUGAUGUGGCUUGGCUACCUGAUGAGCAUAGUUGUAGAAGGCAAGAUCACAGAGGAAGGCACAGGGGUGGAGUUCAGCGGCACGGAAUCCAUUGAGAUCACAUCCACGAUCAGCAAGAUUACCUUUGAAAAUGCAGACCAUUACUAUAAAGCUGGGAUUCCCUAUGUUGUGAAGGUGAAGCUGGUAGACAGCACCAACUUGCCGAUCAGCAACGAAACGGUGAAGUUGUUGGAAACAUCAAGGAAUCUGCAGCUGAGCCAAGUGACGGAUGCCCAGGGGCUGGCCCAAUUUUCCAUAGACACCACCAAUUUCAAAUAUGUUUUUUUGAAUCUUCAGGCUACAUCUAAAGCCAGUCCUUGGUGUGGUCCUCACUGGGCUACACCCAGUCACAGUUCGGCAUUCCACAUAGUAUCCCCGAUGUACUCUCCAAGCCAAAGUUAUCUACAUAUCGAGCCUGGGUCGGAGAAGUUAAGUUGUGGCCACCGUGAGCCGGUUCAGGUGCAAUACAUCCUUAACCGAGGUGACACGCAGGAGGACGAGAUUGUCUUCUAUUAUGUGGUGAUGGCUAAGGGGAACAUCAUACGAGCAGGGAAACAUGUGGAGCGGGUGGAACAGGGAAAAGAAGCCAAAGGGGCCUUCCUUUUGAAUCUCUUGGUGGAUGCCGAUACCGCUCCCCUGACCCGCUUGCUCCUCUACACCAUUUUGCCCAGCGGAGAACUUGUUGCUCAUUCAAGAGACUUCACCGUAGAAAAAUGCUUCUCCAACAAGGUGAGACUGUGGUUCUCUGAACAAGAAGGCCUGCCUGGCGAGAAAACCCAACUCCAUCUUGCAGCCUCCCCCCGUUCACUUUGCGCCAUCCACGCCGUGGACCAGAGCGUCUUUCUCCUGAAACCCGAAGCUGAGCUCUCCCCUGAUACAAUUUACAAUCUCCUUCCCAAGAAAGAUCUCCUUUCUUUCUCCUUUGAUGACCUUUUUUUGGAUGAAGCAAAUUUUCAUCCCUGCACAGAAGAAGAAACAUUCAGACCUGACAUGGUUGGCUUCCAACCAGUGCCUUAUUUUUCUGAACAGGGUGAUUCUUACAAAAUAUUCAAGGACGUUGGCUUGAAAAUUUUUACAAACGCCAAGCUACGCAAGCGUGUCACCUGCUCCAGAGGGCCCAACCUCUAUCCCGAGAUGGUUCCACGGAUAAUUCCAGCGGUAGCGUCUAGAAUUUCCCCACCAUCUGGAGUGUUACCGGGUGCUGCAGGUCUGCCAUUCGCUUCCCCAGGAAUUGGCCCUGUGGGAGUCUCUGGAGCUUUGCCAUUGCCUGCCCCUGGAGUUAGUUUCGGUACUAUUCUCGGUGGGUUUCCUCCCAUUCCCCAGGUUGGGGUCGUCCACAAAAAGGCACCUCGGCGCAUCUUCCCCGAAACGUGGAUCUGGAGCCUGGUUAUCGUAAAUGGUUCUGAAGAAAAUAGGAGUUCCCACCUCCAUCAGUCCAGUAGAAACAGUGAUGUAUCUGAAGAAUCCAAACAGAUGGCUGUUCCCGUGACCAUCCCAGACACCAUCACCAAAUGGAAAGCUGGAGCUUUCUGUCUUUCGGCAGACAGGGGCUUUGGCCUGGCCCAGCCCACUUCUCUGAAUGUCUUCCAGCCGUUCUUCAUUGAACUCACCUUGCCGUACUCUGUGGUGCGAGGAGAAGCCUUCCCACUCAAAGCCACCAUCUUUUCUUACCUCACACGCUGCCUCCGGGUCACAAUAUCUCUGGCUCCUUCUCCUGACUUUGGGGCAUCCCCUAUGCAGAAGGAGGAGGACUCCUACUGUAUCUGUGCAAAUGGAAGGAAAACAGUGUCAUGGAUGGUAACCCCUAAAUUUCUAGGGAAGAUGAACCUCACAGCAAGUGCAGAGGCCUUGAGCUCAGAUCAGCUCUGUGGGAAUGAAGUGGUGGAGGUGCUCACCAUAGGAAACAAAGAUGUCGUGAUCAAGUCACUAUUAGUUGAGCCUGAAGGGAUUGAGAAAGAAGUGGUCUUCAACUCUCUUUUCUGUGCACAUGGAAAAUCUGAGUCCAAAUCUUUUCCCCUGGAGUUACCAGGGAAUGUUGUAGAAGACUCAGCCAGAGCCUCCUUUUGUGUGCUGGGAGACAUUUUAGGAGGAGUGAUAAAGAACCUCCAUCAGCUUCUCAAGAUGCCCUAUGGCUGUGGAGAGCAGAACAUGGCCCUCCUUGCCCCCAAUAUCUACAUCCUGAACUAUCUCAAUAAGACUGGACAACUGACCGAGGAGAUCAAAUCCAAGGCCAUCGGAUACUUAGUGGCUGGCUAUCAGAGGCAACUGAACUACAAGCAUUCUGAUGGUUCCUACAGCACCUUUGGAGAAGGUUCACGGGAAGGAAACACCUGGCUGACGGCUUUCGUGCUGAAGACUCUAGCUCAGGCGAGACCCCAUAUCUUCGUGGAUAGCAAGCACAUCACCGAUGCUCAGAAGUCCCUGGCUGCAAGGCAGAGAGAGAAUGGAUGCUUUGAGAGCACGGGAUCUCUUUUGAACAAUGCCCUCAAGGGAGGAGUUGAUGACCAGAUCACUCUUUCGGCUUACAUCACCAUUGCUUUGCUGGAAGUACCACUGCCUGUCACACUCUACUUGGUGCAAAGUGGUUUGUCCUGCCUGGAGACGGCGGCUCAGGCAAGAGAGAUCCAUGUUUACACUCGGGCUCUGAUGGCAUAUGCCUUUGCUCUGGCAGGGAAAAAGGAGAAGAGGCAAGAAAUGUUGGACUCCCUUCAAAAAAUAGCUGUGAAGGAAGAGGAUGGCUCCAUCCACUGGGAGAGGCCUGGGAAGCAAGAGGAGAGGUCUGAUUUUCCAUUCUUCUACCACCGCGCUCCCUCUGCUGAGAUAGAGAUGACCUCCUACGUGCUCCUCGCUUACCUGACCAAAAAACCGGCACCGUCCCAGGAAGAACUAACGAUAGCAAUUGCCAUUGUCAGAUGGUUGGUCAAGCAACAGAAUCCCAACGGAGGAUUCUCUUCUACGCAGGACACAGUGGUGGCCCUCCAGGCGCUCUCCCAGUUCAGGAUAGCCACCUAUUCCAAAGAUGGAGUUGACGCCAGAGUGACCUUGAGUUCUGGAGAUGCCACCCUGACGGAAUUCCAUGUAGACAGCACCAACUCUCUGCUGCUCCAGUGCCAGGAUCUUCCCCAAGUGCCAGGACACUACAGGGCUGAGGUGACUGGUUGCAUCUUUAUUCAGACCACCUUGAAAUACAAUGUGCCUUCACUGCAAGAAGACGCACCAUUUAGGCUGCAAGUGCAGACAGUUCCUGAGACGUGCAUCGGCCCCAAAGCCCACGUUACUUUUGACAUUGCUAUGAAUGUCAGUUACACUGGCCGACGCCUGGUCUCCAACAUGGCGAUUGUCGAGAUUAAGAUGCUGUCUGGAUACAUCCCAGUGAAACCCAGUGUAAAAAAGCUGGAAAAGCAAAAUCAGAUCAAGAGGACUGAAGUGAACAUCAAUUAUGUCCUGCUAUACUUGGAGGAGGUAAACAGCACAACGCAGACUUACUCCUUCACCGUGGAGCAGGAGACACCCAUCCGGGGCCUGAAGCCUGCCUUGGUGAAAGUCUACGAUUACUACGAAACUGAUGAAUUUGCUACGGCUGAGUACAUCACCCCCUGCGGUACAGAUCAAUAUCAAGGAAAUAUAUAAAGCAUAAGGAUCAGCCAGAAAUAGCUUUCGCGUGCUUGGAAAGAGUAACAAAGCCAGCUGCCUGGAAGCUAAGGAGGAGCAUGACUUUCAGGAACAAGGCAGCCCCCUUCUUUUUCUUCUCAAAUCUGUGCACCUGUUAAUUCUUUCCCAAAAGAGACUCAAGUCUGUUUCCACCAGUCCUGAAGUGCUGGAAGACUUUGCCUUUUUAAUUUUUUUUUUCCUGGGGUGGGGAGCAGAGAGAUUCUUUCUUAACUAAAAAUAAAAAAUGUCAUUUUCUGUUCAA